Molecule: messenger RNA, 5053 nt
Organism: Oryzias melastigma (Indian medaka)
Lineage: Eukaryota; Metazoa; Chordata; Actinopteri; Beloniformes; Adrianichthyidae
Gene: ptprc
Product: protein tyrosine phosphatase receptor type C
Exons: 33
Coding region: 517-4509 (1330 amino acids)
Biological process (GO): positive regulation of peptidyl-tyrosine phosphorylation; protein dephosphorylation; negative regulation of protein kinase activity
Molecular function (GO): protein binding; protein tyrosine phosphatase activity
Source: RefSeq, a predicted model, not a curated record
AAAUGGCGGCGGCGUGCAGGGAGGAGUCAGUGACAAACAAGAGGGUUCUAAGAAGUUUCACUACUGUAUGUCGUCUGAGAAGCGAGCCAGGAGGACAGACUUUAGUCUGAAGGCCUUGGGAGGAUCUAGUGUUCAUUUUCCUCUAUUUAAUUGUCUGUUCUCAUGAGUUGAGCUAAAGUAGUCACACGAUAAACACGUCUUCAAAAGUCGAGGGCCACUUUUCUUUCUUUUCGUUGGGUGGUGAGUUUUCACACUUUAGCAAAAGCACCGAGAAAAGGCUUCCUGCUCUUGGUGGCGUAGCUAAACUCGAACUUCCUGUCAUCAAGCUAAAGGUAGAGGCAGUCUCUUUUGGUAUGUGUCAUCACUCAUGCUUGCUUGACUUGAAACCACAGUCAAGGUUCAGGGUUUGGGGAACAAGUCCAGGAAGCUGCGGCAGCAGAUAAGGCAGACAAACGUAUGUAGCUUGAAAUAAGGACUGUCCUCCGGAGGUGGCUGCACCCACCCUAGCUCCUGACCAUGGCAGGUGUCCUUGGUUUGAAGAUUGUGCUCCUCUUGGGCGGGAUCAUCGCUUUGGUCAGCUGUCAAGAUACUGCAUCUGAAUCAGUGUCCACCUCACCUCCACUCACUGGGGCAGCAGCUACUGCCACACCCUCAGACUCCUCCCCCUCUCUCGCGACUCUGCAAGGGAACUCUUCAAAGUCCUCUUUUCCAACAACUAAUCCAACCACCACCAUUGUCUCCACUCCUCCACGCACUGAGGCAGCAGCUACUGCCAAAACUAACACUACGACUGUCCUCACUCGUUCUUCCACCCCGCCAAGCCCCUCCUCAAACUCCUCAAUUCAGGGAACAAUUUCACCCAACAUCUCCGUCACCUCUCCUUCAGGCAUCUCAAACACAACCCGACCCACACUCAGCCCAUCCUCUCAGUCUGACAGCUCUCAGAACCUGACCUCACCUGCAGUCACCCAGAACACCACCAUCACGACAUCCCCAGCACCCCCUCAGUGUUCUUACAAUGUCAAAAAGAUCAAGUUUGGCCUCCAGUUUCAGAUGAAUUACACGAUUUUCAAGGAAUACCACAUUUCUGUAAAUGAUGGAAACAAUUUAAAAAAUCGGUCCUGCAAUGAAAACACAACCUGUAGCAUCACAGGUCUGAAGCCCUGUACUGAUUAUACAGUCAUUGUCAACGCUCAAUGGAAUGAUACAGAAAUAUUCUGUCCGAGUUCUGAAAAUAAAGUGACCACAGAAUCUGCAGCUCCUGAUGACAUUAAAGUCAGCAAACACCGCCCUGGACAUGUUUGUUACCAAAGUGAUUGGGACAUCAGCAAUUCUCUGUCAACACCAGACAGAAAUAAGACUGAGAAGUCUAAUGGAUCUGUCUGUUUUAAACUGAAGAAGGACGACUUUUGCUCAAGUUUCACUGUGGAUAUCAAGUCAGAAAGCUGUGAAACAAUUAACAUCACCAAAGACAUCACAAUCGAUUUCAUAGAUCCAGCUGAGAUAGAUGAGCCCAAACCCACAAAACUUCCUGUAAGGUUUGAGCCAAAGUUACCUCCAAACUGUAAAAAUCUGACGGUUGAGUACACCUGUUUAGAAACAAGACUUCCUGGAAAUCGAAUGAAUCUGUCUGUUCUGGAGCCCUACACUGACUACAACUGCACUGGAGAGAUCAAGAAUGAAACCUUUGUUUUUAUCAGAACUCCACCUGUCAUCUUUAACAUUGACUGUGGUUUUAAUAUCAAAGUAACAUCCACAUCAGACAACACUUCUAUUCAACUGGACUGGACAUCAACUAAUAGCAGCUGUGGUGUUGAUCUCCCAAAACUUUCUUAUAUCUGCAGCUGUGACACAAAGAACCAAAUAAAAUCAAGAGUUGAAUCAUGUGUGUUUACUGGACUGGAACCGUACACUGAUUAUACUUGUGAAGUUCAUCCCAAAUACAACGAUAAGAAAGUUAAUCAAGGAUGGAGAGAAGAAGUGCAAACUGAUGCUGGAGUCCCAACAACAGUUGAGAAAUUGAGACUGACGGUUCCAGAAAAUAACGUCAUUGAUGUAGAGUGUGAUGAGCCAAAAAAGUUGUAUGGACCAAAGAGGGAGUACAAAGCACGUCUCCAUGAUUCUAAUGGUUUUGUAAAGGAGGAAAAGAGCUUAAGAUGUUACUUCCCAUUCAAAGAUUUGAGUUACUCCACAACCUACAGAGUAGAGGUGACUGUCUACAAUGGAGCCCAUGAGAGCCCCGCUGCGAUCGAAAGCGUUAACACUUCCUAUAAUGACAAAGCUGUUAUUGGAUUUCUGGUCUUCCUCAUCAUCAUCACCUCUGUGGCUCUUCUUCUGGUCGUCUACAAAAUUUAUGUUUUGAAGCGCAAAAAUUCACAUGACAUGGGUGAGAGCAUGAACCUCAUUGAAAAAGGAAGUGAUGAAGAAAACUUGAUGACAGUGGAUCCGAUUGCCGCAGAGGUUCUGCUGGAAACUUACAAGAGGAAGCUUGCUGACGAGGGACGACUUUUCCUGGCUGAGUUUCAGAGCAUUCCAAGGAUUUUCUCAAGAUACUCGGUGAAAGAAGCCAAAAAGCAUUUCAAUGGCCCCAAGAAUCGCUACGUGGACAUCCUUCCAUACGAUCACAACCGUGUUCAGCUGAGCACAGGAAACGGAGAACCAGGAUGUGACUACAUCAACGCCAGCUUCAUUGAUGGGUACAAGGAACCCAAAAAGUACAUUGCAGCUCAAGGACCAAAGGAUGAGACUGUGUCGGACUUUUGGAGGAUGGUCUGGGAGCAGCAGUCCUCUAUCAUCGUCAUGGUGACGCGCUGUGAGGAGGGAAACCGGGUCAAAUGUGCUCAGUACUGGCCCUCUCAAGACCGAGAGACUGAGAUCUACGAGGAGUUUAUUGUGAAACUCACCUCAGAAAAAGAAUUUCCAGAUUACACCAUCCGCCAUCUUCGCCUGACUAACAAAAGGGAGAAGAACUCAGAGAGGGAAGUGACUCACAUUCAGUUCAUCAGCUGGCCAGAUCAUGGCGUCCCAGGAGAGCCGCAGCUCCUCCUGAAGCUGAGGCGGCGCGUCAAUGCCUUCAAGAAUUUCUUCAGUGGUCCCAUUGUUGUUCACUGCAGUGCUGGAGUCGGCAGGACAGGUACCUACAUCGGCAUCGACGCCAUGAUGGAGGGUCUGGAGGCGGAGGGCAGAGUGGACAUCUACGGUUAUGUUGUCAGACUGCGCAGGCAGAGAUGCCUCAUGGUUCAAGUUGAGGCCCAGUACAUCCUGAUUCACCAGGCCCUGCUGGAGCACAACCAGUUUGGAGAAACAGAGAUCAGUCUGUCAGAGCUGCACAGCACAGUGAGCACGCUCAAACAAGGCCCCCCAGAGUCUGAAUCCACCCUAAUGGAAGAGGAGUUUGAGAGACUCCCCUCCUUUAAAACCUGGAGGACAUGCAACACAGGGGUCACAGAGGAAAACAAAGCAAAGAACCGCUGUGAAUCCGUGAUUCCAUACGACUACAACCGAGUGCUGCUGAGGUUAGAUGAGGGGCGGAGCCAUGACAGUGACCCUGAUGAAGAUGAAGAGGAAGAGUCAUCAGACGAAGAGGAAGAAGAGUCUGCAAAAUACAUCAAUGCCUCCUACAUUGACGGGUACUGGGACCAGCAUGCCUUCAUCACAACGCAGACCCCCCUCCCAGACACUGUGAAUGACUUCUGGCAGAUGAUUUACCAGAAGAGAGUCCCAAACGUUGUAAUGCUCUCAGAGUGUGAGAAGGAUGAUAAGGAUUGUGAGUCUGUGUACUGGGAUAAAGAGAAAAAGACUUUUGGAUACAUUGAGGUGGAAGUUACAAACACCGAAACCUUUCCAGCCUUCGUCUACCGCACCAUGAAGAUUCGCCACAUCAAGAGGUCGGAGGUUCGGGAGGUGAAUCAUGUCCAGUUCCUGAAGUGGGACAAAGAGCUUCCAGAGAAACCGCAGGACCUCAUAGACAUGAUCAAGCAUGUUAAGAGCAACUGUGGCAGCGGGAAAUCACAAAAGGGCAUGCCUGUUUUAGCCCACUGCAACGAUGGCUCCACCCGCUCAGGGGUUUUCUGCGCUCUGUGGAACUUGCUGGACAGUGCUGAGAAUGAGAAGCUGGUAGAUGUUUUCCAGGUGGUUAAAACUCUGCGUAAAGAGAGACAAAAAAUGAUCUCCAGCCUGGAACAGUACACGUUUCUGUAUAGUGCUUUGGAGAGUACUUAUCCAGUCCAGAACGGAGAAGCAAAGCCAGUCCAGGCCACUGGGGGCGCCAGCGUUCAGGUCAUCAAUGAAACCAAAGCGGAAGAGCAGCAGAGCGAGAAAGCUGCUGAGAGACCCGCCAGCACUACCAGCAACGACCAGCAGGCGGCAGCAGAGAGCAGCCCUGUGGAGGCUGAGGCAGCGAAGGAAGACAGCAAAGAGGAGCCCGAGAAGGAGGUUUCUAACGGCCCCACGGAGGCAGUCCCCGUGGAGGACACCAGUAACGGUCCCACUGUCACUGUGGAGGUCUAACAUGUGCAUUUAUUUUAUUUUUUACUUUUUUUUUGUUAAAAAAAAAACACACUUGCUUUAAAUUUAUGCUUUCUUAAGUUCCUCCAUGAAUGUAAAAAACAUUGUAAAGCUUUAUUAGUUGUUCAUCAUUUUAAUAGAAUGUAAGUAUGGGUUUCAUUUUAAUAGAUGUAAUCUCAUAUUUAUACCGUUUUCCAAAAACGAAAAUUUAAGCAUAUAUAAGUUAUAAAUAUUUUUAAAAAUACAAAGCUCAAAUUUUAUUUUUGUUUACCAAAUGGCUGUUGUCAAACUAGGAACCAUUGAUUUAUUUUACAGUAAAAAAAAAAAAAAAAAACUCAUAACCUAACUCUCUGAUACAGUACAUAAGUGCAUUUUGUAUCUUAAUCUUAAUUCCUGCUGGGUUUGAGUUUUCUAAUGUUUUCCGGCUUACUACUGUACACACAUGCAACAGUCUGCAUUUUUAUGUAUCAGCUACAUCAAAAUGAUUGAGUUAUGUACAACAUUCAUUAUGCUAUUCUGUCUUUUCAUUAAAAAGAAGUACAACAUA